This is a messenger RNA of Striga asiatica, 1481 nucleotides long. Lineage: Eukaryota; Viridiplantae; Streptophyta; Magnoliopsida; Lamiales; Orobanchaceae. The record is from the annotation of a GenBank genome assembly.
UGCUUGUGGGUUUUAGGUUAGGGUUUAACAGUUUUUCUUUCUUUCUAGUUUCUUGAGCAAAAACCCAGUGCUUAGUACAAAACCCUUCUUUCUAGAUCAGUCCGGCUCCAUUCUUAAACGAACUUGUCCCAAGUGAGAAGCUAAAGCUUAAAGAAAACUAGAAAAAUGAGCCAAGCUGCCGCGUCCUUUCUCACCAACAUAGCACGCGCCGCCUUCAGCCUCGGGCUCGGCGCCACCGUCCUCAAUUCCUCGCUCUACACCGUCGACGGCGGCCAGCGAGCCGUUCUCUUCGAUCGUUUCCGAGGAGUCAUCCCUGACACUGUCGGUGAAGGAACCCACUUUUUGGUCCCAUGGCUUCAGAAACCCUUCAUCUUCGACAUCCGUACUCGCCCGCACACCUUCUCCUCCGUCUCAGGUACAAAGGAUCUGCAAAUGGUGAAUCUCACCCUCCGAGUCCUCUCCCGUCCGGAAGUCAAUCGCUUGCCGGACAUCUUCAAAACCCUAGGUCUCGAAUAUGACGAAAAGGUCCUCCCAUCCAUAGGCAACGAGGUCCUCAAGGCUGUGGUGGCGCAGUUCAACGCCGACCAGCUGCUCACUGAACGGCCACACGUCUCUGCCCUCGUUCGCGAGAGCCUGAUUCGCAGGGCAAAGGACUUCAACAUUGUGCUUGAUGACGUGGCAAUCACCCAUUUGUCGUACGGAGCUGAGUUCUCAAAGGCCGUGGAGCAGAAGCAAGUGGCCCAACAGGAGGCCGAGAGGUCCAAAUUCGUGGUUGCGAAGGCCGAGCAAGAGAGGAGGGCAGCAAUUAUCAGGGCUGAGGGUGAGAGUGAAUCGGCUAAGCUUAUUUCGGAUGCGACUCAGGCUGCUGGCAUGGGUCUGAUUGAGCUGAGGAAGAUUGAGGCUGCUAAAGAUAAUGUGUCGACUAUGUCUAGGAACGGGAAUGUGUUGUAUCUCCCUGGAAACAACAACAUGCUUCUUGGGAUCAAUCGUUGAUUUCGAGGAUGUAAGGUGCCGUACGCUCCCCUGGAUCUUUUGAGUUGAUUGGAUGGAUUAACACCAAAAUGUCUAUUUUAUUUGCUUUGUUCGAAUAUCUUGAUAAGUUGUAUGGAUAUGUUGAUGAAACUGGAUUGUGAAUGGUUUAUUAUGAGUGUAUUGGAUGCUGGGAAAUUGCUGUUGCUUGCUUUGGUAUGACCUCCCAAAUUCCUGUCUAUUGGCUAUAUUAUGGUUGUGUAGAACCUGUAGUCCCCCAUGCCAGCUAUAGUCCUCUCGCCAUACUCAAGAAAUUUGGAUUUUCUAGUAAGAUUUUUAUUUUCUGCCUCUGACUUCCCCAGGUUCUUAGUUUUACCUUCUAAAUAUUUUUUUUCCAGACAAUCCACCAUAAAUACUAGCUAUUUUAUCAGUUUACAACGCGGUUGUUUAAAGACGGGGAAAUGCAUUAUGUUGCCGCUGUCCACUGCCUGACCGCUCUUUAUUGAUGGUGG